Messenger RNA from Coccinella septempunctata (seven-spotted ladybird), 4672 nucleotides. Its product is annotated as exosome RNA helicase MTR4-like. The transcript is spliced from 14 exons. The record is from RefSeq and is a predicted model, not a curated record. Gene Ontology annotation, biological process: maturation of 5.8S rRNA; RNA catabolic process. Gene Ontology annotation, molecular function: ATP binding; RNA binding; RNA helicase activity. Gene Ontology annotation, cellular component: nucleus. Lineage: Eukaryota; Metazoa; Arthropoda; Insecta; Coleoptera; Coccinellidae. The coding region runs from base 105 to 3152 and encodes 1015 amino acids.
CAAAAUCGCACUUUCCUUCCAUUUUAUGCGAUCGGAAAAGCACCACGUUUCUUAAACUUUGCAAUUUUUGUAUUUUUCACAUCAAUUCGUAAGGAAUUAUCAAAAUGACAGAUAUUGAUGAUUUAUUUAGUUGUUUCCAACCAAGCAAAAGUGAAGAAUCAAAGGAAGUUACACCGGAUACUGAAAAUCUCGAUGAAAGGCUUGUCCAGAUUGAUUUGAAAGGAGUUAAAAGGGAAAGUAGUGACGACAUUAGUACAUCUUCAAAAAAAAGUAAACAUGACCCUAAUGUGGUAGAUGUCAAAGAUAUAAAUUUUGAAGAAUUGAAAAACAGGAUAGUGGUUCACACAAUAGAAUCGAUAGAAUCAUGUUCACACGAAGUAGCUUAUCCUCCAUGCCAGUCAUUUAUUCCUCUCUUGGCGCCGACGGGGGAACCAGCGAAAACCUACAAUUUCGUUCUAGAUCCUUUUCAGAAGGAAUCUAUUUUAUGUAUUGACAACAAUCAGUCUGUGCUCGUUUCUGCACAUACAUCUGCAGGGAAAACAGUGAUCGCUGAGUAUGCCAUUGCUACAUCAUUAAAAAAACAACAGAGGGUUAUUUAUACAACACCCAUAAAAGCUCUGUCUAAUCAAAAAUAUAGAGAAUUCAUGGAUGAAUUUAAAGAUGUGGGCUUAGUAACAGGGGAUGUUACAAUAAAUCCAACUGCCUCAUGCUUGAUAAUGACGACAGAGAUUCUCCGUAAUAUGUUAUAUAGGGGCUCUGAAAUAAUGAGAGAAGUUGGAUGGGUGAUAUUUGACGAAAUUCACUACAUGAGAGACAAAGAGAGAGGUGUUGUUUGGGAAGAGACAUUGAUUUUGCUUCCUCACAACGUACAUUUUGUGUUCCUCUCUGCUACCAUACCAAAUGCUAGACAGUUUAUCGAGUGGGUAGCACAUUUACAUCAACAGCCAUGUCAUGCUGUGUAUACAGAUUAUCGGCCAACACCACUGCAACAUUUUGUUUAUCCAGCUGGAGGAACUGGAAUUCAUAUGGUAGUCGAUGAAAAUGGUAUAUUCAAAGACGAAAAUUUCAAUGUAGCAAUGUCAGUUUUACAAGAUUCUGGUGAUGCGGCCAAAGGUGACCAGAAAGGAAGAAGGGGCGGUAUUAGCAACAAGAAUGCUACUGAAUGUGACAUCUUCAAAGUACUUAAAAUGAUAAUGGAUAGAAAUUUUGCACCUUGUAUAGUUUUCAGUUUUUCAAAAAAAGAAUGUGAGCUUUAUGCUACCCAGAUGACCAAACUUGAUUUUAAUACAGCGGCCGAAAAACAACUGAUUGAUGAAGUCUUCAAUAAUGCAAUGAAUGUUCUGUCCGACAGUGACAGAAUGUUACCUCAAGUUCAGCAUCUGUUACCCUUGCUGAGAAGAGGUAUAGGUAUUCAUCAUGGGGGUUUAUUACCCAUUCUAAAAGAAACUAUAGAGAUUCUAUUUGGUGAAGGUCUCAUUAAAGCAUUAUUCGCAACAGAGACUUUCGCAAUGGGCUUGAACAUGCCAGCUCGAACCGUACUUUUCACAGGAAUGAGGAAGUUUGAUGGCCAGCAGUAUAGAUGGCUCACUUCUGGCGAAUAUAUUCAAAUGUCUGGUAGAGCGGGAAGGAGAGGUUUGGAUGACAAAGGUAUAGUCAUAUUCAUGGUAGAUGAGAAGGUACCCCCAGAAGGCUGUCGUGACAUUGUGAAAGGCUCGCCAGAUCCUAUAAAUUCAGCGUUCCAUCUAACUUAUAACAUGGUUCUCAAUCUUCUUCGGGUAGAGGAAAUCAAUCCCGAGUAUAUGUUGGAAAGGUCAUUCUACCAAUUCCAGAACCAGACUGCUAUUCCAGGUUUACACAAAGAAUAUGAAAGAAGACUUCAAGAAUAUAACAAUUUCAAAAUUGAUAAUGAAGAACAAAUUGCUUCAUAUUAUGACAUACGACAACAACUGGAUAAAUUAGUCAUUGACUUUAGAAAAUAUCUGACAAAUUAUGAGAGUUUACUCCCGUUUCUACAACCUGGAAGAUUAGUCAAGAUCAAAACUGCUGAUGCAGAAUAUGAUUGGGGUAUAGUGGUGAAUUAUAAAGUUACUAAAGCUCAAGGAAAAAGACAGGAGAAAGCUAAGUGCCAGAUUGAUAUGCUCCUCCACGUCACACUCAGCUCUGAAGAUGACUUCCCCAAGCCAGCUGUGAAUGAAGAGCAAGGAGAAUUUGAAGUUGUUGCUGUUGAUUCGAAAUUCAUAACCCACCUAUCCUCUGUACGAUUAUACUGUCCGAACGAUUUGAGGACCAAAGACUCUAGAAAAAGUGUUAGGAAAUCCUUGAAAGAGGUUAAAAAACGAUUUCCUGAUGGCCCCCCACAGCUGGAUCCUGUGAAAGAUAUGAAGAUUAAUGAUCCUGAGUUUCUGAAGAUAAUAGACAAGAUUGGAUCUCUGGAGAAAGAGAUGAAAGAUCACCCAUUGCACGAAACCGAAGAGCUUAACUCGUGUUACAAAAAGUACGAGGAAAAAAUGAACAUCCGAUCGAAGUUGGAACUAGCCAAAACAAAGCUGCUCGAGGCCAAGUCCGUUUUGCAACUGGACGAGCUCAAGUGUCGCAAACGUGUCUUGAGGCGACUAGGCUAUUGCACGAACACCGACGUUAUACAGCUGAAAGGUCGGGUGGCCUGCGAGCUGAGCAGCGCGGACGAGCUGCUCCUGACCGAGAUGCUGUUCAGCGGCAUCUUCAACCCCUUAACACCGGCGGAGGUGUGCGCAUUGUUGAGCUGUUUCGUGUGCGACGAGAAGAGCAACGAAAAGGACGAGUAUCCGAAACAACUCAUCUUACAGAUGCAGGAUAUCGCCAGACGAAUAGCCAAGAUCAGUACGGAAGCUCGAUUGCCUUUGGACGAACAAGCUUACAUUGACAAAUUCAAGACAUCUCUUUACCACAUAGUUCACCAGUGGUGUAAAGGCGCGAGUUUCAGCGAUCUAUGUAGAUCAACCGAAAUUUACGAAGGUUCGAUAGUACGUUGCAUGAGGAGAUUGGAGGAACUUUUGAGGCAGAUGGUACAGGCCUCGAAAACCAUUGGAAAUAAGGACUUGGAGGAUAAAUUUAACGAGGCCAUUAAAUCGAUCAAAAGAGACAUUGUUUUUUCGGCCAGCUUGUAUCUCUAAUGAGAGACUACAGGAAAAUCCAUAGUGAAGUGCCAUUGGGAUACGCAAUUUUUUUAUUGCUGGUAUUCUUUCUACACGACGUUUACUAGUUAGAAUUUGUCUGUAUUUACUAGUCGAAUUGUUGGAAACAAAUGGAGUUUUUGUGAAAUGGGCAUUUCGGGAUAUUUCGAGAAAGGUGAAAACAUUUUUCGAUGGAAUAAAAUAUGCAAAAUCGUUUCCAAGCGGACGAUUUCGUGCAAUCAAAGCUAUUUAUCCACAUUUUCCGGGGGGUAUUUUUCAUCUCUCAUACCCCUUGAGGAUUUUCUAUCGAUCUAUCAAAAAUAGGGGUUCUAUUUUCGUUUCUAUCUUUUUGCAACCAUGUGAAUAUCGGCAAAUUCUAUACUGUAAAAUUCAUUUAACAUCCGGUUAGAAUAAAUUUAAAAAUUGAUUUCUUCACGGUUAUUCCCAUUCAAUAUAUUUUGUUACGUCAUGAUAGUGAUAUCAUGACAUUCAUUCAGUAUUUGCACUGAACGGUAGCGAUAUCGUUGUGACCCAGUAUGUCUACUUUUACCUGAUAUUGUAAAUAACGAUGAAAUUUUGUGAAUAAAUUUUUGAAUGUACUUUAUAUCGUUAGAAAUUUUCCUUUUUCUUCUGAGUUUUAUUCAUUAGUUAUCAUUGAGAAUUAUUCUAUUGAAUCUAUGGAAGACAUCAAUAUAAACUUCAUUCGUGGUCGCUUUAUUAUCAUCCUCCGAAUCGUCAUUAAAAUGUAAAUGUUUCAAUGUCACAAAUCGAAUGUAAUUACGGCCAUAUUUUCAAAAUUGCAGUAUGAACUCAUUUCAAUUCAUUGGAAUUUGCAGAAUGAAACAGAUUUUACGGAUAAUAUUGGUUUUCGCAGGAAUCUUUUCUUUAAGAAUAAUCCUUACCUAUUUUCGGAGAAAUAUCUUCGCAAAUGGUCUUACCGUGUAACUUCCAUUGUUGUAGACCCCACCCUCUGUACUUCAUGACCAAUUGAGGUACUUGUCAUUUAGUAUAUAAGGUGCACAAACUUCCAAAAGUUAUUAAAGUUUGAAUGUUUCCGAAGUUUGUACCUUGUAGAAGAAUGUGAAGUUAGCACAUUCGUUUCUAUGUUUUCGUUUUUUGUCAUAGUACGGGUCUGCUUCCUUCGCACUUUCCUAUUAUAAUCUUCAAUUUUAUUCGAGAACUCUGUUUCAUUCUGAAAUCCCUUUUGAAGAACGCUGAAUAUCUUGAUUUUCACCGUGGGAUUGUAUCGUAAUUGUUCUGUGUUCGAAGAAUAGUACGGAACAAUCUCAGCGUUGGUUCAGGAAAUAUUUUUCGGUAUUAAGUUGCUUCACGUGAAAAUUUAUUUACACUACUUGGCUAGGUAAGAUUUUAUGUUACUUGUUUUCAAAUGUACCGUUACAUUUUUUUCAUUCGACUUUAUUGAAUUUUGUGUUGAUGUCCUUUUUAUAACUUAUUUUUAUAUUUUUUAUAGACUUGAAAUGUAUGUAAUAUGAAUAAAAUAAAUGAAUUUUUUAUAAAUA